Chaetomium globosum CBS 148.51 is the source of this 3579-nucleotide messenger RNA. RefSeq lists its product as uncharacterized. Gene Ontology annotation, molecular function: cytoskeletal protein binding; identical protein binding; protein-macromolecule adaptor activity. Gene Ontology annotation, biological process: actin cortical patch assembly; regulation of actin filament polymerization. Gene Ontology annotation, cellular component: nucleus. NCBI's taxonomy places the organism in Eukaryota, Fungi, Ascomycota, Sordariomycetes, Sordariales, Chaetomiaceae. The transcript is spliced from 6 exons. Bases 1 to 3579 code for a protein of 1192 amino acids. The record is from RefSeq and is a predicted model, not a curated record.
AUGCUUCAGCCAGCGUGCCUGAGACAAGCGGGAGUUGGCCCGACUGCCAGGGUGCCCCUGUUUGGAAUCGCCGCCGUUUCUGGCGCACCGUCCAAACUCAGCAGUUACGUACUGUACCUGACCAACCUGGAAGGAGAGGCGAGGGCGAAGCUGCAGAUUACCGAGGGGGACCUGCUCUACGUGCUGGAAAAGAGCACCGACGAUGACUGGUGGAAGGCCAAGAAGAAGGCGACCGGCGAAGAUGAAGACGAGCCUGUCGGGCUGAUCCCGAAUAAUUACGUCGAGGAGGUCCAACCCCAAGCGAAAGCCCGCGCUCUGUACGAAUACACACGGCAGACUGACGAAGAGCUGUCGUUCCCUGAGGAUGCGCAGCUUGAGGUCUUUGAUACGACAGACCCGGAUUGGAUUCUGGUCGGACAUGAAGGGGAUUAUGGCUUCGUUCCCGCCAACUACAUCGAGCUAGGGGAUGCCGCAGCCAAGGAGGAGCAGGAGGUUGAAGCGCCCGCGCCCGCGCCGCCUCCUCUCCCCGCGCGUACCCCUAGCAGCGACGUACAGAGCCCGCCCCUUCCUGCUAGGAACCCGGCCCCUCCCCCCGAGCCGAGCCCGCCUGAUACGCCCGCCGCCCCCAACCCGGCGACUAUGAUCGCUGGCAUGAUGGCUGCUCGCGCGAGUUCGGCGACGCAGCCGCCCCCCGCGCCGCUCGAUCUUCCGCCCCGAAACCAGUAUGCCUCCGAGGAAUCCGAUGCCGAGGUCAAAUCCCCACCGCUCCCGGCGCGGCCGCGCGGCAACUCGCACGUGUCGAUUGAGCCUCCCCGUCCCUCCCCACCGGUGGAACAGCGUAGUCGGAACGAUUAUAGCAAUCGCAACGAGUACAGCAGUCGCAAUGAGCACAGCGGUCGCAAUGACCGCCGUAGCCGCGUUGACUACGACGAGCCGCAAACCCCCAAAACGGAACCUCUCACCCCCGGUGACUUCCACAUGUACAAUAUCAACGAGAUGAUGUCCAUCAUGGGCAAGAAGAAGAAGAUGCCCACCACCCUGGGCAUCAACCUACGAACGGGCAUCAUCAUGAUCGCCCCCGAGUACGCCCAGGACGGGCCCUCGCUCGAGUGGACCGCCGAUCGCAUGACGCACUACUCGCGUGAGGGAAAGCACGUCUUCAUGGAGCUGGUCAAGCCGAGCAAGAGCAUCGACUUCCACGCGGGCGCAAAGGACACCGCCGAAGAGAUCGUUUCCAUGCUCGGGGAACUGGCCGGCGCCGUGCGCGCCGAGGGUCUGCGGGAGGUAAUCAUGGCUGCCACGGGCCCAAGGGCGAUACAACAGAAGAAGGGUGUCAUCAUGUACGACUUCAUGGCGCAGGGCGACGACGAGGUGACCGUCGGCAUUGGCGAUGAGGUCAUCAUCUUGGACGACACUAAGAGUGACGAAUGGUGGAUGGUGCGCCGCGUCAAGAACCAGCGAGAGGGUGUCGUGCCGAGCAGCUACAUCGAGGUCACCGGAAUCAUCGAGUCCCCUGUUCCGACCGCCUCCUCGGGCGUUGGUGCGGGUAAAUCGACCAUCGAGCAGAACCGCCUAGACGAGGCACGCAUGACCAAGGAGGCCAUCAAGGCUGGCCAGCGGGAGGACCAGAAGGAGAGGGAAAGAUCGAGAUCAGAGGUAGGCCCUGGAUUGCCCCUGCCCGACCGGAGUAGUAGUUUGUCGGCCAGACUGGGUAACACCGAGUCGCAACAGCGAAGCAAACGCGAGAACGGCCGCGCCGAGGCCUCGGGCUCGUCCAGGUCCAACGGAAAGUCGAAACCCGAUCCCUCCAAGGUCCGCUCGUGGACGGACCGCUCCAAGUCGUUCACCGUCGAGGCCCAGUUCCUAGGCAUGAAGGACGGCAAGCUCAACCUUCACAAGCUCAACGGCGUUCGCAUUGCCGUGCCCGUCGCUAAGAUGUCACUCGAGGACUUGGAAUAUGUCGAGCGCGUUACCGGUAUCUCCCUCGACGAGGACAAGCCGUUGUCCGAUCUCAAGAGACGGGCGACGACGAGCGAGAGCUCCCGCAAGCCCCCGGCCGCUAAGGUCGGCGCUUCCGUGGAGCCCAAGAAGUCGGACUACGACUGGUUCCAGUUUUUCCUGAAUUGCGAGGUCCAACCGGGGUUGUGUGAGCGGUACGCCCAGGCUUUUGACAGGGAGUCAAUGGAUGAGAGCGUCCUGCCCGAUGUGGACGCUUCUGUUUUGCGGAACCUAGGGUUCCGCGAGGGUGAUAUCAUCAAGGUGAUGCGGUAUUUGGAUACCAAGUAUUAUCGCAAAAAGGGAGAAGAAGAGGCCAGUGGCGGACUGUUCUCCGGCCCUGGCGGUGCGCUACGGAACAACACCCGAAAAGGGCGGCCGGCUCCUCCGGUCGAGACCAACAACACCGUUGACCCGAACGCCUUCUCUUCGCAGAAGGACUCGCCUCCGGCUGAAGCUAAGGCCGCGUCCCCGCCGACGGCGGCGGCCGCCCCGGCGGCUUCAAAGCCUGCUGGAGGGUUCGAUGAUGAUGCGUGGGAUGUGAAGCCGUCCAAGACCCCGGAACCGGCUCCCCAGCAGGCACCGGCAGCCCCAGCCCCCGCUCCUGCGCCAGCUCCGGCUCCUGCUCCGGCACCAAGCACGGCCAAGCUCACCGGGUCGAUGCAGGAGUUGUCACUGCUGACCCAGCCGUUGACACCAGAAAAGGUCCAGCCGCCAGCCCCUCCACCGGCUUUGAACUUGGCCCCUGCCACAGCGCCCGCCCCGGCUCCGGCCCAGAUUGCCCAGCCUACCGGCGCUACUCCCGGUUUCUUCAGCGGGAUGCAACCGCCCGCCGUGAACGGCCAGCAGCAGCAAUCCCAAUACGCCCAGCAAUUGCCACAAAACAUUGCCCGCCAACGACCCAUGGCGCCGCAGUACGCUCAAGGUCAAGGCGGUCUAAUGCCGCCCCCUCCGCCCUCGCGGCCCCUCUCCGCACCGCAGUCCGCCCAACCCAGUGCCUUCGCCCCGCCGCCGCUCCAACCCCAGAUGACGGGCUACGCUCAGGUCGCUCCCCCUGGCCAGAGCCUGAAUGACCUCUCCCAGGCCCGCCUCCAGCAACAGUACACCGCGAUGCAACAGCAACAGCAGCCGAUGAUGCCCAUGAUGACCGGCAUGCAACCGCAGCAGCAACCACAGCAGUUCCAGAGUCCGUUCAUGCCCCAACCUACAGGCAUGGCCCCCAUGCAGGUCCAGCCCACGGGUUUUAUGGGCGGCUUCCAGCCGCAGCAGCAACAGCCGCAGAUGACGGGGCUGCCCCAGCCGCUUGAGCCGCAGCGCACGGCUAUGGGCAUGGGCCAAAUGGGCAUGGGCGGUGGCAUGCAGCAGAUGCAGCCGCAGGCUACUGGGUUUGGGAACAUGGGUGGUGCUGGUGGUGUUGGUGGUGGAAUGCAGCCGCCCGCGCAGCCCCUCGUGCCCCAGCAGACGGGCCCCGCCCCGCCGGUAAGGUUCGGUGUGACGGAGGGAGCCAAGAAGCUGGCUCCCCAGGCGACGGGGAGGAGGGCCAAUCUGGCUGCUGCUACGCCGGACAACCCGUUCGGGUUCUGA